UUGGGCCUCCAAUUCUCAACGAAGAUCAUGCCAUCCACACUCACUUCCCCUCUCUCUCUCUCUCUCUCGUUCUCUUUAAUUAGGUGUGUGCGCGCUUCUGCCGAGGUGAGCGAGCUUCAACAACAUUCCAGUCUCCUGAUGAAUCUUCUUUAUUGGGUCUUCUUCCAUCUCUCUCGUUUUAGCUGCAAAAUUUGUCUAAAUAUCGCUUCAAUUAACCAACAAAUUGCGUAUAACCCAAGUGCGUUUUUGCCCAAUUUUCUCUGUUUUUCAUUGUUUCUAUAGCGGAAGCACGCGAGCGAUUUCAUAUUUUGUUUGUUUUUAGUGCCGGGACAGUUGAUCUUGAUUUUAUUAGGGUUUUUCUACUUGGCAAUCUUAAUCUAGAACCAAAAUAAUUUUCCCUUGAAGCAAACCCAAACCCAAACCCAAACCCAAACCCAUCUCGAAAACUGAAUUCCAUCCAUGGACACCCUGCUCAGCACCCACAACAGGCUCCCGCUCCCGCUCCGCGGCCUCGCGGAGCGGCAGAUGAGCCUUCCCCCUUCCUUGAGGCUCGAAACCCGCAGAAAACGCGGUCGAAAUUUGGAUACGAGAGUUUCUGCCAGGGCGAGCAGCGGCGCCCUUCUUGAGCUGGUUCCCGAGGUCAAGAAAGAGAAUCUGGACUUGGAUCUCCCGCUGUACGACCCUUCUUCGACGAAGCGCGUGGUCAUGGACCUCGCGGUCGUCGGCAGCGGCCCCGCAGGCCUCGCCGUCGCCCAGCAGGUCUCCAAGGCCGGCCUCUCCGUCUGCGCCAUCGACCCCUCCCCGAAGCUCAUCUGGCCCAACAACUACGGCGUUUGGGUCGACGAGUUCGAGGCCAUGGACCUCCUCGACUGCCUCGACGCCACCUGGCCCGGCGCCGUCGUCUGCAUCGACGACCGCAACAAGAAGCUCCUCGACCGGCCCUACGGCCGAGUGAAUCGGAAGCAGCUCAAGUCGAAGAUGAUGCAGAAAUGCGUCUCGCACGGCGUGAGGUUUCAUCAGGCCAAGGUCGUUAAAGUGAUUCAUGAGGAGAGUAAAUCGGUGCUGAUUUGUAACGACGGCGUUACGGUUGAGGCCGCCGUCGUCCUCGAUGCUACCGGCUUCUCGAGGUCCCUCGUUCAGUACGAUAAGCCGUACAAUCCCGGAUACCAGGUCGCGUACGGUAUCCUAGCCGAGGUAGAAGAGCACCCGUUCGAUCUGGAUAAGAUGCUCUUCAUGGAUUGGAGGGAUUCUCAUCUCGCUAGCGGCUCCGAGCUGAAACGGCGGAACGAGAGAAUCCCGACGUUCCUAUACGCCAUGCCGUUUUCUUCGACGAGAAUAUUUCUCGAAGAAACUUCGUUGGUUGCCCGCCCCGGAUUGGCUAUGGAGGAUAUACAGGAGAGAAUGGUGGCGAGGCUGAGACACUUGGGGAUCAAAGUGAAGAGCAUCGAAGAGGACGAGAGAUGCGUCAUUCCGAUGGGUGGGCCCCUCCCUCUGCUCCCACAAAGGGUUCUAGGGAUAGGAGGGACGGCCGGCAUGGUUCAUCCUUCCACCGGCUAUAUGGUGGCGCGGACUCUCGCGACCGCUCCGAUUGUGGCGAAUUCAAUAGUUCAAUACCUGGGUUCCGCCCGUAGCCUUACCGGUAACGAGCUUUCGGAGGCGGUUUGGAAGGAUCUUUGGCCGAUUGAGAGGAGGCGGCAGAGGGAGUUCUUCUGCUUCGGUAUGGACAUCUUGCUUAAACUUGAUUUGCAAGGCACGAGGCGGUUUUUUGAUGCCUUUUUUGAUUUAGAACCUUACUAUUGGCAUGGGUUUCUUUCAUCAAGAUUGUUUCUUCCCGAGCUUGUGAUUUUUGGGCUUGCUCUCUUCUCGCACGCUUCGAAUACUUCCAGGUUAGAAAUCAUGGCCAAGGGUACUGUACCUUUAGUUGGAAUGAUAAGUAACUUGCUUCGGGACAGGAGUUAGGUCUACUUGAAAACUUUGAUUAUAUUUUCACAGCAAACUUGUAUCUGUAAUCUACAUCUGCAUGUUAUCUUAAUAAUUUUGUAUGUUUACGUACUUUCAUUUGGGAUGGCAUCCUUUAAUGAGACGAGCAUGAUUGAUUUAGAGCA
Molecule: messenger RNA, 2105 nt
Organism: Ananas comosus (pineapple)
Lineage: Eukaryota; Viridiplantae; Streptophyta; Magnoliopsida; Poales; Bromeliaceae
Product: lycopene beta cyclase, chloroplastic
Exons: 1
Coding region: 460-1959 (499 amino acids)
Biological process (GO): carotenoid biosynthetic process
Molecular function (GO): oxidoreductase activity, acting on paired donors, with incorporation or reduction of molecular oxygen
Source: RefSeq, a predicted model, not a curated record